UAAUGGUUACUUAAAAUGGCGCACACUGAAAAUAUACCGGUUAACACAUUCCGGAAUUAUUUGAGCAUACUUAAUGAUGCAACAGCAAGCGAGGAAAUCAAGCUUAAGGCUACACAAGAGCUCAGCGAACACUUCGAGAUGAUCAUGCAGUCCGCCUCCUAUCCAUCAUUUUUGGAAAAUGCGCUCAAAAUAUUUAUGCGAAUAUUGCAAGAAGGCGAGCCUCAAUUUAUCCAGGAGAAUACCAUGCAGCAUAUUCGCAAACUCAUAUUGGAGAUGAUACACAGAUUACCCAUUACAGAAAACUUGAGACAACACGUUAAGUCCAUUAUUUCAAUGAUGCUUAAAUUGCUGAAAACAGACAAUGAAGAGAAUGUGUUAAUAAGUCUUCGCAUCAUUAUAGAGCUGCACAAACAUUUUCGUCCAUCAUUUAAUCCUGAAAUCCAGCUUUUUCUGGGCUUCGUUAAGGAAAUUUAUACAAAUCUACCAAAUCAUCUGACUUCAAUAUUUGAAACCUCUAAUGAUGUUUGGAUCAGUGACCUAAAAGAUUUGGAUUUGGAGUCACUUUUGCCUGAAGCAUAUUCUGUAAAGACUAUACAUGUUGAAAAACCACAUGAGCCCAACUCACAGCAAAUGCUUUAUAACCUUUUACCCAGAGGAAUUCUAUCAUUAAAAGUGCUGCAGGAACUGCCCAUUAUUGUUGUGUUAAUGUAUCAAAUAUAUAAAAAUGCUGUACAUCAGGAGGUCUCCGAAUUUAUACCACUUAUAUUAACAACAAUUAACUUACAGCCAACAGUUAUACAAAGAAAUUCGGCUCAAAAGGAAAUUUUUGUUGAUUUCAUGGGUGCUCAAAUAAAAACGCUUUCAUUUCUAGCUUACAUAGUGCGAAUAUAUCAGGAUGUGGUUGUAGCAAACUCCAUAUCUGUAACCAAUGGCAUGCUAAAUCUCAUGGAGCAUUGUCCAAAGGAGGCGGCGCAUCUUAGAAAAGAACUUUUAAUUGCCGCAAGACAUAUUUUUGCAACAGAUUUACGCCAAAAAUUCAUACCAUCGAUUGAAAAGCUGUUUGAUGAAGACUUGCUCAUAGGGAAGGGUGUAACUCUAGACUCCAUACGUCCGUUGGCGUAUUCAACCUUAGCCGAUCUUGCGCAUCAUGUACGCCAGAGUCUAAGCCUGGAUGUUUUGAUUAAAGCUGUACAUCUGUUUGCCAAAAAUGUGCACGACGAGACGCUUGCCAUUGGCAUACAGACUAUGUCGUGUAAACUUUUGCUAAACUUGGUGGACUGCUUACGGCAUCAUAGUGAACACGAUCCGCAACGUUCACGAAAUGUGCUAACCACGCUGUUGAAAGUAUUUGUUAAAAAAUUUGAAACAAUUGCCCAGAUACAACUGCCAUUGAUAAUACAAAAAUGCAAAGGACAGACCCAAGCUGGCCAAGCAGCGCCCAAUACGGUUGGGAGUUUUUCGUUGCCUGCGUUAAAUGUAACUGAACUAAAAGAUGAACAAUUGGGCACUGAUCAAAAUAAGCAAUCCCCGAGUGGCUCUCAACUGGCGUGCUCCUUUAACGUCGCCGAAUAUCGCAGUUUGGUUAAAACUCUUGUCGGUGGUGUUAAGACUAUUACUUGGGGAUUCUUUAACUCCAAGACGCAUGCCGUGGAUGCAAAUUCCCAAUUGCAAGAGAAGCUAUUUAGUCCUGAGAUAUUAUGCACAUAUAUUGACCUGGUUCACUUUGCUAUGGAGGCGCUGGAUAUAUACACAAUUAACGUAAAUCCUAAUCAACAACGCACGCAGGGCCUAAUUUCCCGCAGCAAAGAGGAAAAAGAAGUGCUCGAGCAUUUUAGCGGCAUUUUUCUCAUGAUGCACUCACAGAAUUUUCAAGAAAUAUUUGCCACCACAAUAGACUUCCUGGUGGAGCGUAUAUAUAAAAAUCAAUCGCUUCAGGUUAUUGCCAAUUCAUUUUUAGCAAAUCCGACAACAUCACCACUAUUUGCUACAGUGCUGGUCGAGUAUCUACUAGAUAAAAUGGAGGAAAUGGGCUCAAAUUUAGAACGGUCCAAUUUGUAUUUAAGACUAUUCAAGCUUGUAUUUGGCAGUGUGAGCCUGUUUCCAGUGGAAAAUGAGCAAAUGCUGCGUCCACAUUUGCACAAAAUAGUUAUACGUUCCAUGGAGUUGGCUUUAAUAUCCGACGAGCCCUAUAAUUAUUUCUUGUUAUUGAGAGCACUGUUUAGAUCAAUUGGCGGUGGUAGCCACGAUCUACUUUAUCAAGAAUUUUUGCCGCUCUUACCAAAUUUGCUAGAAGGCUUAAAUCGUUUGCAAAGUGGCUUCCAUAAACAACACAUGCGGGAUCUAUUCGUUGAACUUUGCCUUACUGUGCCGGUAAGGCUGUCCUCACUACUUCCAUAUUUGCCCAUGUUAAUGGAUCCAUUGGUAUCUGCUCUAAAUGGUUCUCCCACGCUAAUAAGCCAGGGACUGCGCACUUUGGAGUUAUGUGUGGAUAAUUUGCAACCCGACUUCUUGUACGAUCACAUUCAGCCAGUGCGGGCGGCUUUAAUGCAAGCUUUGUGGAAGACGCUGCGUAAUCAAGAUAACGCCGCUUUGGUUGCUUUUCGCGUGCUUGGUAAAUUUGGCGGUGGCAAUCGCAAAAUGAUGGUGGAACCACAAACUUUACAUUAUGAUCGCAAUGAGAAGCCAAAAAUCUCAAUUGUUACGUAUUUCCAAGAGUAUGAGAAACCAAUUGAAUUGCCUGUAGAUGCAGCAAUAGAGUCAGCAUUCAAGGCCUUAAGCUCAAAUACAACAGAUCACUUCUAUAGACGCCAGAGCUGGGAAGUUAUACGUUGCUUCUUAGCAGCUUUCAUAAGCUUAGAUGACGAGAAGCACACGCUGCUGAAAUUGUUUACACAUAAUGAUUUUAUUGAAAGCAACAUAAUGAACUGGUCUAUAUUCCAUCAGAAGGUGGACAUGACAAGUGUGCGUGGCACGCAUCAAACAGCGCUGAUUGGCAUGUUGGUAGCUUCGGCUACCAAGGAUCUACGCGACUCGGUGUGUCCUGUAAUGGCGGCUGUUGUGAGACACUAUACAAUGGUGGCCAUUGCCCAGCAAGCGGGACCAUUUCCUCAAAAGUACUACAGCUCGAAUGGCAUUAAUCCGAUGGUCCUAAUCGAUGCCUUGGCUGCUUGCAUGGGACAUGAGGAGAAGGAAUUGUGCAAGCCAGGCAUUGCUUGCAUGGGCAUUAUUUUAGAUACGGCCACUAACAUAAUGGGCAACAAGGACAGAGCCUGCAAAUUGCCGUUGAUGCAAUACCUUGGUGAAAAAAUGACUGCUCUUUGCUACGACCGCCCGUGGUAUGCCAAAGUUGGUGGAUGUCAGGCAAUACAGUUCCUGUGCAAGCACAUGUCGCUGCGUGCGCUCUAUCAGCAUCUCUUUAACUUUCUUAAAGCAUUUAUGUUUGUGCUAAUGGACUUGGAGGGCGAUGUUUCCAAUGGUGCACUCGACAUAACCAAAAACUCAAUGAAGACCAUGCUGGAAAUUUGUUUGUCUCCCAUUAGUGCAGCUGCACGCUACGAUGAUCUUGAGGACUUACAGUCCAAGGCCACCUAUGAGGUGAUACAUGAACUUGUACGGCAUAUAACAAGCCCUAAUUCCAUUGUUAGAGAGGAAUCUAUGGUGCUCUUAAAGCACAUUGGUUCCAUACAAAAAAAGACUGUAUCCGAGGUUAUGGAUCCGCAUAAAGAUGUGCUUGCCGAUAUUAUACCACCGAAGAAACAUCUACUAAGACAUCAACCUGCCAAUGCACAAAUUGGUCUGAUGGAUGGCAAUACAUUCUGCACAACUUUGGAGCCGCGUCUCUUUACCAUUGAUUUAAACAACACUUAUCACAAGGUAUUUUUCCAUGAGCUACUCACGCUCAGUGAAGCUGAAGACGCUACUUUGGCCAAACUGGAUUGCUAUAAGAAUGUGAGCAGUCUUAUACCACUCAGGGUUAGUGCUUUGCGUGCUUUGGCUGCGUGUCACUAUAUAAAUGACAUUAGCUAUAAGGAAAAGAUCAUUUACAUUAUAUUCAAAGUGAUGGAAAACGACAAGGCCGAGCUACAAGAGACGGCAUAUCAAUGUAUGAAAACCUUCAUCAGUGGCAUUACACUGGAAAGAGAAAAGAUUCAAACCGCCAUGCGACCUUUACUGCUAAAGCUGGGUGAUCACAGAAACUUGUCCAUUCCCGCUAUUAAACGACUAUCAUACUUUACCCAACUGUUUCCACACAUGUUCAAUGAAAAACUGAGUGAACAAAUAUUGCAGCACUGUGCGAAAAUCAUUGAAAUAUUUGUUGGUCAAUAUAAAUGCACUAGUCAGAACAUAAACUUCUUUGCAACAUCCAAGGGCGGAGAGUAUGAGCAAAAGAUUGUGACGCUCAUUGAAAUGUUUUAUCAUAUAACAGCGUCUGCCAAGUAUAUAGAAAAGUUGUGUCAACUGGUACUGCAGACGGAGAAGAACCUGAUGAUAGAAGCCUCGAGUCCAUACAGAGAAGCUCUGCUUAAGUUUCUGCAGCGCUUUCCACUGGAGACAGUUGAGCUAUUUAUGCUCGACAGUUUCAUGUCAGAGCCACAAUGGAAUCGCUUUUUUAUAUUCAUUUUAAAGCACAAAGAUGGGCAAGCAUUUCGCAAUGUGAUUAAAAAUUCCAAGUAUACAAAUCUCUUGGAGUAUCUCAACUGGAAUACAGAUGUCCACAAGCAUGUGCAACAUCAGGCGGUGUUGAUAAUAUUCACUCUGAUGGAAUUGGAUGAUCAAUGGAUACCAAGCCGGCCAGAUAUUGUGGAUGCUCUGAAGAACAUGUGGCGCAAUAAUUUAUAUUCAACAUGCGUCGAAAAUGUUGCCUGCGACUUGUGGCACUUGGUUGGCAAAAUACUCUUGCUAUAUUUUUCCAACAAUACAAAUGAUAUUGAUUUGCUUUUCCAAUUACUAAGAGCUCUAUGCUUCCAUUUCAUUCCCGAUGUCUAUUUCUUACGCGACUUUCUACAAAACACUGUUGCCCAAAGCUAUACUGUCAAUUGGAAGCGCAAUGCAUUUUUCCAUUUUGUGGAAAACUUCAACAACAAUAUGUUUACUGAGGAAUUGAAAGCUAAAAUAAUAACAGCUGUAUUAAUUCCCUGCUUUACUGUUAGCUUUGACAAGGGCGAAGGCACUAAGCUCAUUGGCGCACCACCCACACCCUAUCAGGAGGAUGAGAAGAACAUUGUUUCUGUGUUUAUUAACAAGGUCUUUGACCCUGAGAAGCAGUACGAUGAUGCUGUAAGGAUUGCUUUAUUGCAGCUGGCUUGUCUGCUUGUGGAGCGUGCCUCCCAGCACAUACACGACGGUGAUGCCAAUAACAAGAGACAGGGUAAUAAGCUAAGACGUCUCAUGACUUUUGCUUGGCCUUGCUUGUUAACCAAGAACUGCGUGGAUCCAACAGCGCGUUAUCAUGGACACCUAUUGCUUGCUCAUAUAAUUGCCAGACUGGCCAUACAUAAGAAAAUUGUAUUGCAAGUGUUUCACUCUCUGCUGAAAGGGCAUGCUCUUGAGGCUAGACCCAUUGUCAAGCAAGCGCUGGAUGUGCUGACGCCGGCUAUGCCACUGCGCAUGGAGGAUGGCAACACCAUGCUCACCCACUGGACUAAGAAGAUUAUUGUGGAGGAGGGACAUGCCAUUCAACAAUUGUUUCAUAUUUUGCAAUUGAUUAUACGACAUUAUAAGGUAUAUUUUCCUGUUCGCCAUCAGUUGGUGCAACAUCUCAUUAACUACAUGCAACGCCUCGGUUUUCCACCCUCUGCCUCAAUCGAGCAUAAAAAGUUGGCUGUGGACUUGGCUGAAGUUAUUAUAAAAUGGGAAUUGCAUCGCAUUAAAGAGGAUGAGCGUGAAGUUAAAAUUGAGGAAGCCGAAGAAGAUUUAAAAGACAUGCAACAAAUAAAGCGUGCAGCAAGCGAGACAAGUGAUGUGCGUAAAAAAGGAGCUGAAAGCUCAACCAGUCAAGGUGUGGGCACUCAUGCUAAAACUGAGGACGUGCUGCGCUCUAUAGACAAAUCCUAUUGUGAUACGGUACUAAAUUUCUUAGUACGUUUGGCCUGCCAGGUAAAUGAUCCUCAACCGGGCGUCAUUUCGCCUGGCGAAAGCUUAUCCAGAAGAUGCAUUAUGUUACUGAAGUUGGCAAUGCGUCCAGAGAUAUGGCCGCAGCCAUUUGAUAUCAAACUAAACUGGCUGGAUAAGGUGCUAAUUACCAUAGAGACACCUCAUCAUAACUUAAAUAACAUCUGCACUGCCAUCGAUUUCCUAACCUUCCUGACUACCAUACUAAGCCCCGAACAGCUGGUUGCCAUAAUACGUCCUGUGCAGCGUGGACUCUCACUAUGCAUCAUACACCAGAAUACGCGUAUUGUGCGUUUAAUGCAUAUAUUCUUGACUCGGCUUAUGGCCAUAUUCCCACCCGAUGCACAGCAUAAGCAUAACGAUCUAGAUGUCCUCUACAGCGCCAUAAGUAAAAUGAUAACAGAUAAUCUCACGUUCUAUGAGAAGAGUCCGCAGCCCAAUGCUUCGUCUUUGUUUGGCACGCUUAUGAUCUUGAAGGCGUGUACGACCAAUAAUGCAAGCUAUAUUGAUCGCAUAUUGGUGCAGUUUAUACGGGUCUUGAAUCGCCUGACAAAGGAUCACAUUAACGUUAACACAAGCAGCAACGCAGCUAGCUCUCAACAAACCGACUCCCAUUCUCUUGCCCUGGAACUCUUGGUGCUAUCCCUGGAGCUAAUCAAGAACAGAAUUGUUAUAAUGAGUGUUGAAAUACGUAAGCUAUUUAUCGGAACUAUUUUGGUGAGUUUAAUCGAGAAAAGCUCAGAGGUCAAGAUUAUCAAAUGCAUUAUAAAAAUGCUUGACGAUUGGGUAAAGAACAAAGAUGGCAAUAUUGCCACGCAUGUGCCGUCUAUUAGAGAAAAGUCCGCCUUGCUCGUAAAGCUAAUGCAAUUUAUUGAAAAGAAAUUCGUCGAUGAGGUUGAGCUUAAUGUGCAAUUCCUUGAGAUUAUCAACUAUAUCUAUCGUGACGAGCUGCUGAAGCAAACUGAGCUGACCAGCAAGCUGGAGGGCGCCUUUCUUAAUGGCCUGCGUUUCCAAAAUCCCCAUAUACGCGCCAAGUUCUUUGAAAUACUUGAUGCAUCGAUGCGACGUAGACUACAUGAUAGGCUGCUAUAUAUAAUUUGCUCCCAAGCAUGGGAUACUAUAGGCUCACAUUACUGGAUUAAGCAAUGCAUUGAGUUGCUUGUGCUGACAGCCAACACUAUGACGCAAAUACAAUCCUCGCAGGAAGCGUUCAAGAUACCCAGCAUUACUUCAGUAAUACCUACAACAGUCGCCUCCGAUCAGGAGAAUUCGUUUGUCUCCUUCUUAUCCUCACAGUCCGAGUCUUUUGAAAAUGUGCAAAGCGUCGAUGACAAGGACGAUGUGUUUGACAUUGACUUGAACCUGGAGUUUACAUCCGUUCGCAAAGAGGAUUGCCAACAAAUAUUAUCCACAAGACGGGACACAUUGGUGGAACUCAUAUACAAGCAGGCUGAAUUCUUAGAGGCGAACCGUAAUAUCCGCACUGAUCAAAUACUAGUUGCCACUUCGCAGCUUUGCCACAUGGAUACACAAUUGGCUGAGAAGAUGUGGCUGGCACUAUUUCCCAGCAUCUGGAACAUAUUCUCUGAUGAUCAACGUCUGAAUAUAUCCAAGGAACUAAUACCAUUUCUCUCCUCGGGAACAAAUGUCAAUCAGAAAGACUGUAGUCCCAGCACGUUGAACACCUUUGUGGAGGGUCUAACCAAAUGUAAUCCUACGAUUUAUAUACCACCAAAUCUAUUAGCAUAUCUAGGCAAAUCCCAUAAUCUAUGGCACAGAGCCAUUUUGGUUUUGGAGGACCUGGCACUGACAAACUCGAAGCGGAAUGAAAUUAAUAUUGCUGAAGGCAUUCCGCCAGAGAAUGAUGUGCAGCAGUUGAAUAAUAUAUAUGAUUCGCUCUCUAAAAUGUAUGCCGCUAUGCACGAGGAAGACCUUUGGGCUGGACUUUGGCUAAAGUAUGCCCAUUAUCCUGAAACAAAUAUAGCCAUAUCCUAUGAGCAAAUGGGCUUCUUUGAAGAAGCACAAGGCGCCUACGAUUUAGCUAUGACCAAGUUUAAGCAAGAUCUUAAUAGCGGUCUCAUCAAUAUUGACAUCAACACCGAGCUGUUGUUGUGGGAAAAGCACUGGAUGCGUUGCGCCAAGGAACUUAAUCAAUGGGACAUACUUCUGGACUAUGCACAAACAAACAGAGAGAAGAAUAUGUUUCUUAUUUUGGAGAGUUCAUGGAGAGUUCCCGAUUGGAAUUUAAUGAAGAACGCCUUGGCCAAAACAGAACAGUGCUAUUCCAAGCAAUACGGCUAUAAGCUAAACUUAUACAAAGGUUAUCUUUCCAUCUUGUACCAGGAGGAGAGACAAGCUGCUAGUGUGGAGCGUUAUGUGGAGAUUGCGUCGAGCUUAUGCAUCAGAGAAUGGCGUCGACUGCCCUACGUAGUUUCCCACAUUCAUUUGCCAUAUCUACAAGCGUCGCAGCAAAUUAUGGAACUGCACGAAGCUAGCCAAAUCCAUCAAGGCCUAACACAAGCCAGAAAUUCAUCCUUGCACGAUAUGAAGGCCAUUGUGAAAACAUGGCGAAACAGAUUACCCGUUAUAUCAGAUGACUUAUCGCACUGGAGUGAUAUUUUCACUUGGCGUCAGCAUCACUAUCAAAUUAUAACACAACACCUCGAACAGCAAUCGGAUCAGGGCAGUACGAUGCUGGGUGUGCAUGCCUCAGCGCAGGCUAUAAUCUCCUUCGGUAAAAUUGCCAGAAAACAUAAUCUUACCGGCGUUUGCCAGGAGACUUUGUCUAGAAUAUACACCAUUCCAUCAGUGCCAAUUGUGGACUGUUUCCAGAAAAUACGUCAACAAGUCAAGUGCUACCUGCAAAUGCCCUCAACAUCUGGUAGAAAUGAAAUUAAUGAGGCUCUUGAAGUCAUUGAAUCCACAAAUUUAAAAUAUUUCACGGGCGAAAUGAAUGCUGAGUUUUAUGCCUUGAAGGGUCUUUUACUGGCGCAAAUUGGCCGGACCGAAGAGGCGGGCAAAUCGUUCAGUGCGGCUGUCCAGCUGCACGACGGACUAACCAAAGCGUGGGCCAUGUGGGGAGAUUAUAUGGAGCAGCUCUACUUGAAGGAUAGACAAAUUAGUCUAGGACAAAACGCGUUAAUCUGUUAUCUCCACGCGUGUCGAAAUCAAAACGAGAGUAAAACUCGAAAAUAUAUUGCCAAAGUCUUGUGGUUCUUAUCUUACGAUAACUCGAAUGAUAUGCUCAUUAGCACAUUUGAGAAAUAUGUUUCCGGCAUCCCGCCACCUUAUUGGCUGCCAUGGAUCCCUCAAUUACUUUGUUGUCUUGAGCAGUUCGAGGGUGAUGUUAUAUUAAAUCUGUUAAGUCAGAUUGGACGCCUAUAUCCUCAAGCUGUUUACUUCCCGAUUAGAACUUUGUACCUAACAUUGAAGAUUGAACAACGAGAGAAACACAAAUCUGCUGAGCAGGCUGUGUUUGCUGGCAAAUGCCCAACAGCUAAUGUGGAAAACAUGGGAAGCAUCUCUGGUAGAGGUCAAGUGUCGGGUGCUUCAGUUAAUCCAAUUAAAGCCACACCGCCCAUGUGGCGUUGCUCGAAGGUAAUGCAGUUGCAACGCGAAGUGCAUCCUACAAUUUUAAGCUCGUUGGAGGGCAUUGUGGAUCAAAUGGUUUGGUUUAGGGAGAGUUGGACGGAGGAGGUGCUGCGGCAGUUGCGUCAAGGCCUAAUUAAGUGCUAUGCCAUAGCAUUUGAGAACAGAAGCACGGUUGUGAAUGCAACCAUAACGCCGCACACUUUGCAUUUUGUCAAGAAAUUGGGUUCCACAUUUGGUAUUGGCAUUGAGAAUGUGCCAGGCUCAGUGGCCUCAUCUGUGUCGCAUUCGGCAGCAUCGGAAUCUCUAGCACGCCGUGCGCAAGUGACAUUCCAAGAUCCUGUUUUUCAAAAGAUGAAGGAACAGUUUACCAAUGAUUUUGAUUUCUCCAAGCCAGGCGCCAUGAAAUUGCACAAUCUCAUAUCAAAAUUGAAAACUUGGAUAAAAGUAUUGGAAGCGAAAGUUAAAAAGUUACCCACAUCGUUUCUUAUUGAGGAAAAGUGUCGAUUUUUAUCAAACUUCAGUCAGAAGACGGCUGAGGUGGAAUUACCUGGAGAGCUACUGAUACCUUCAUCAUCGCAUUAUUAUGUGCGCAUUGCACGCUUUAUGCCACGUGUGGAGAUUGUGCAGAAAAAUAACACAGCCGCACGUCGUCUCUACAUAAGAGGUACAAAUGGAAAAAUAUACCCUUAUCUAGUUGUACUCGAUUCUGGACUGGGUGAUGCGCGUCGCGAGGAGCGCGUCCUGCAAUUGAAACGCAUGCUCAAUUAUUAUUUGGAGAAGCAAAAGGAAACCAGUCGAAGAUUUCUGAAUAUAACUGUACCCAGAGUGGUUCCAAUUUCACCACAAAUGCGACUGGCCGAGGAUAAUCCGAAUAGUGUAUCAUUGCUAAAAAUAUUCAAAAAGUGUUGUCAAAAUGUUAAAAUGGACUAUGAUAUGCCGAUUGUUAAGUAUUAUGAAAGACUGUCCGAGGUUCAGGCGCAAGGAACACAAAUUUCCCACACUAUUUUGAGAGAGAUCUUCUCGGAAAUUCAGUAUACAAUGGUUUCGAAAACAUUACUCAGACAAUGGGCCAUCAACACAUUUGCAGCGGCUACAGACUUUUGGCAGUUCAGAAAAAUGUUAACACUGCAGCUUGCAUUGGCUUAUCUUUGUGAGCAUGCUCUCAACCUGACACGUUUGAAUCCGGACAUGAUGUACCUGCACCAGGACUCUGGACUUAUGAAUAUUUCUUAUUUUAAAUUCGAUAUCAACGAUGAUAAAGAACAGUUUAAUCAACAUAGGCCUGUGCCAUUUCGUCUGACGCCUAAUCUUGGAGAGUUCAUCACAAAUAUUGGCAUCAACGGGCCAUUAUCAGCUGCAAUUGUGGCAACAGCCCGAUGCUUCAUUCAGCCCAACUACAAAUUGAGUUCAAUAUUACAAACAAUAUUAAGGGAUGAGAUUAUCACAUUACAGAAGAAAUCAUUUAGACAGGGGAAGGUACUUGAAACGUCAGAUGAGCAAAAUGCUGAUCAUAACUCAAUGGAGCAAACCAUACGAGCUGUUAACUCGGCUGUCGAUAUUAUUUUACUGCGAUUGAAUAAAAUAUCAUAUUUCGAUAAUAUAGAUAAAAAGAAAGUUUCUAUGCUCAUUCAAUCUGCAACUAAUAUUGAUAAUCUAUGUCGCAUGGACCCUGCCUGGCAUCCAUGGCUAUAAAUUUUUGAUAAAAAGAAUAUAAGUACCUUUAUUUUUUAAGUCUAAAAUGUACACCAUUUAUAUUACUGAAAUUAAACGAUCCGAACGAUCCGGCUUAUUUCAAGCUGAUUUGUCUUUGCUCUAGACUCCUGGACUCUGUAUUUCAGCUUUAAAUAAACU
This is a messenger RNA of Drosophila busckii, 11553 nucleotides long. RefSeq names its product transcription-associated protein 1 (gene Nipped-A). Gene Ontology annotation, biological process: regulation of DNA-templated transcription; DNA repair. Gene Ontology annotation, molecular function: transcription coregulator activity; protein binding. Bases 16 to 11394 code for a protein of 3792 amino acids. NCBI's taxonomy places the organism in Eukaryota, Metazoa, Arthropoda, Insecta, Diptera, Drosophilidae. Gene Ontology annotation, cellular component: nucleus; NuA4 histone acetyltransferase complex; SAGA complex. The transcript has 19 exons. The record is from RefSeq and is a predicted model, not a curated record.